Messenger RNA from Wasmannia auropunctata (little fire ant), 668 nucleotides. Its product is annotated as ATP-binding cassette sub-family G member 4-like. The transcript has 3 exons. Lineage: Eukaryota; Metazoa; Arthropoda; Insecta; Hymenoptera; Formicidae. The record is from RefSeq and is a predicted model, not a curated record. Gene Ontology annotation, cellular component: membrane. Gene Ontology annotation, molecular function: ABC-type transporter activity. Bases 148 to 609 code for a protein of 153 amino acids.
UUGUUACUAAUUAUUCCUUUCAGAGAUAAAAUUCUGGAUAAAUAUCAAAUUGCAAUUAAAUAUGUUGUCAUUGCUUUUAAGUCAAUUAUAAUUUCGUUUAAUUUCUAGAUACUUUGCGCUUCAUCCUUUCUGUUUAUAUCAUACUACAUGACCGGACAGCUAAUGGAGUAUGAUAGAAUUCUACAGGCGUGGGGCAUUUGCUUAUUAAUUACGCUUUUUGCACAAUCGGUUGGAAUACUUAUAGGCACAGCUGUUGACAUUGAAUUUGGUAUAUAUCUAGUUCCGGCAAUCAGUAUGCCAUUACUGCUAUUCGCUGGAUUUUUAGUAAAAAUAGAAGAAAUACCAACGUAUCUGCAGCCUAUAUGCUAUUUAUGCUUUUUCAGAUAUGGAUUUGAAGGAUUAAUGCAGGCAAUCUAUUUUGACCGUCCAAAUCUGUCAUGUUCGGAAAUCUAUUGUCACUGGCGUUCACCAAAUAAGAUUCUCGCUGAGAUGGAUAUGCCAUCAGUGCCAUUUCACGUAAUUCUGAUAAUACUGUGCUCUUGGAUACUCAGUUUACAUGUGAUUACGUAUGCAUUACUUCAUUGGAAAAUCCAUUAUGCAAGAAAAUAAUGUGAUAAGUUAAUAUUUAUCUCAAACGAGAAAAUAUUUUCAAAAGACAUCUCAAAAAA